Molecule: messenger RNA, 2296 nt
Organism: Xenia sp. Carnegie-2017
Lineage: Eukaryota; Metazoa; Cnidaria; Anthozoa; Malacalcyonacea; Xeniidae
Product: MAP7 domain-containing protein 1-like
Exons: 6
Coding region: 247-2016 (589 amino acids)
Biological process (GO): microtubule cytoskeleton organization
Cellular component (GO): microtubule cytoskeleton
Source: RefSeq, a predicted model, not a curated record
UUACCGAGUUUUAUACGACAUACGCCGAAGAGAAUUUAAUAAUUGGUCAUAACUGGUCAUAACAAACACCUUGAAAUAAUUUUAAUUAAAAGGUGAUAAAUUACAAUUGUUUUGGUAGAAUUACACAAAAAAUGUACAUUUAGUACAACUUCGAUGUUUUAUGGUGCUUCUGUUGUGAAGCAACACUCUUAGGAGAAGUCUGAAGAAAAAUUUUAACAACCUAUUGGACAGGAAUUGAAGACAGGCAUGAGUUCUGAGCUUGCAGAAAAAGUUAAACAUGAACAGGAAAUAGAAGAAAGAAAGAAAAGAAAUGUGGAAAAGGUAACUACUCACAGACAUCACACAGGCAACAAACUUCAGACAAAAUCAUCUGGUCGUCGUUUACCGAACCUUCCUAGUAAUAGUACCCAAAACACCAACCGACGAUUAUCUUCGAGUUCAAGCUCUAGUGAAGGAUACACCCCUCCUGGUUCUGGUCAUAGGACUAAAACAUCUCAUAGAAACCUUACUGGUCCAUCAUCUGCUUCAACAUCUAGUUUAAGUAGUUAUGGAAGUAUUCAACAUUUGUCCGCACCAGGGACCGGUUUGAAAACAUCAAAAAAGAACAGUGUCAGUACUAACAAUUUAAGUGAAAACAGGUUAACUGUUCAUGAAAAUAGGGCUAAAUGUGGGGAUAAGGAUGUACCACGAAGGAAUAUUUCGUCAACAAUACCCAAAGCACGUUCUAUGAAUGCUAUUCAUCAUGUGGGUGGCAAGACAUCAGCUCAACGUCCUCCUUGCAAGAAGGGAAAACCAAAGGCUAAACCAGUGCAUCAUGCCGGUACGAAUGACGAGGCUGAAGCCACUAGAGCUCUUGCGGAACAUCGUAAACGUAUACGAGAGGAGGUAGAGAGGAAAGCAUUGUUGGAUAAAGAAAGGCAAGAGGAAUUACGACGUCAAUGUGAGGAACAAGAGCAACGACUUGCAGAAGAAAAUGCAAGAGAGAUGGCACGACAAGCUGAACUUACAAAACAACUUCAGUUACAAGAAGAAGAAAGAGCCAGACAACUUAAAGAGCAAAAAGAAAAGGAGGCCAUCAUUGAGGCAGAGAAACACGAGGCAGAGUUGAAGAAGAAACAGGAAAUGGAGUUGUUGAAACUACAAGAAAUGGAGAGGAAAAGAGCUGAGAAAGAACAACGUGAACUUGAAGAAAUUGAGAGGUGGAAAAAAGAGGAAAUAGAAAGACAGGAAAGAAAAAAGAGAGUUGAAAUGAUUAUGAAUCGAACAAGAAUGACAUCAGGUGUAAACAAUAACAUGUUAAAAGCUGACAAAGAAUAUUCAUCUUUAGAGGAUCUCUCAAUGAAGCUUUCAGAUGAGUGUCACUCCAGUGCUGUCACUGAGAUCAUACAGAAAGUAAAAGAAAAAUCAUGUAGCUCGUCACGUGGAGACUGGGUUGAGCAAAAAGAAAAUCGUCCAUCAGAAGAUUCAACAGAUGGAAGAGAGGAUAAUCUGGCAAAUGAAGUCCUUAAAGCCAUUGAUAAUUCUAAACAUGGAAAUAAAGUGAAUGGCAUAGAAUGUUCAAUGAACACACCUCAAUCAUCUCAACAUAUCCUGAGGGACAUUGGAGGUACUCAAGAGGACAUUAUACGGACAAAUAUUGGUAGUUGUUUAGAUAAAUCAAGGGAUUUUGAUGAGGCAGUUAGGAAUUCUGUGUAUAUAAACAAAAAGAAUGUGAGUGACGUCAACAUUAGGACUGGAUUUGAUGGGGAAACUCUGGAUAAAACAUUGGAAAAACUGGAAGAUAAUUUAAGUAAUACAACCACAAAACAUUCUGGCUUAAAAGAGCCAGGUGUAGGAGAUUUGGAAAGAGAAGACAGACUUUGGUCGAAUGUUGAAAAGGCAAUGUCUUCAGCUGCAGAUUGCUCUUUUCAAGAGAAGAAUGGAAUGUUAUUUGUUGAGGAUGUUGAUGAAGAAAGUGAGGAAGGACAGAUGUGGAAAAUUGUUGAAGGUAAACGACAAUUUUCUGAAGUAAUAUAAUGUUUGACAAAGGCAAGGUCUUUCAUCUGAUGUCUCAAACAGUGUAACCAUGCAAAUGUUUAUUGUAUCUGUUUUAUAGUUACAACAAGCAAUUUUUCAUACACAUAAAUUAUGAUAUCAAUAUCUAGGAUAGUUGGUAUCUUUAAUAGCCAUAUAGAUUAUUUUUCUGCUUUCAUUAUUUCAGCAAACAAAUUGUGUACAUUUUAUAUUAUUGUAAAGAAAUAGAAUAAGUUCAAGAUAAUAUUAUAUUGAAUUAAUCUUUUUGUGUUUUUCUUUGAAA